GUUCUAUACAUACAAAAAGUACCGACACUUCGUUCGCAUAACAACCGGUUUAAGGGGUCAAUGGUUUCGAUGGCAACCGAAUGUACACAACAGUAGUGUUCAGACAUUUUCACAUUUCAAGUGUUUUGUGAAUUGAAUUGCAUUUAAAUCCGGUUUUAAUCGCUGUUUACCAAUGGUUUUCGGGACACGAGUGCUUCUCGCGAGACAAUGGAUCAAGAAUCCGGCGUUUCGUAAAUGGAUGUAUAAUUUGGACGGAUAUAACAAAUUUGGUUUCUAUCAGAACGACUUGGAGUGUUUGGGUCAACUACCCUUCCAUCCGGGCACCGAAGCCGUCUACGCCGAGGCCUUGCGUCGACUGCCCGCCGAUGAGUACGACCGCUGGGCCUUCCGCUGCAUCCGAUCGGCGCAGUUGGAGAUCACCAAAACAUAUAUCCCGGAGUCCGAGAGAAUCACUUUCGAAGAGGACCAAACGAAGGGACGAUAUCUGGAGCCGUAUGUGAAGGAGAUAUUGGCCGAGAGGAAGGAGAAGGAGGACUGGCAGGACUUCCUCUCCAAGUGAGAGCUCAUUGUUGGCUCCGUUUAAGUGUUGAAUUUUGAUUGAUUUUUGGUUGGCAUUGAGAUUCACUCAAGAAAUUAGUCUUUAAAUUGUUUGUAAAUUUAUUUUAGAAAUUAAUUCAAUUGGAAAUUUAUGCCAAAAAUAGUUUUAAAUUAAUAAAUACUAUAAAAUAAAUAAAAAUCUCUUUUAGUGGUAUAAAAAACAAACAAAUGAA
Medioppia subpectinata is the source of this 770-nucleotide messenger RNA. The record is from the annotation of a GenBank genome assembly. NCBI's taxonomy places the organism in Eukaryota, Metazoa, Arthropoda, Arachnida, Sarcoptiformes, Oppiidae.